AUGGAAGAUAAUUAUGACAUCAUCAUCGUCGGGGCUGGGAUGGCAGGACUCGCAGCAGCUCAUCAAAUCUUGACCAAACGUCCUUCCACCAAGUUGUUGGUAUUAGAAUCGAGAGAUAGGGUCGGAGGAAGAAUUUAUAGCUACCCUUUGGAUAGUGGUGCAGUCGAUUUAGGUGCAAGUUGGAUCCAUGGAUCUGUGGGUAACCCUAUUGCAGAAUUGGCCGAACGCCUGGGGUUUCCAAUGACAAUAUCCUUUCCUUCUCUGCGCGCAUUCUACUCUGACGGAACCGAGGCCCCUUCAAAGAAAGUCUAUGAUCUAUUUCCAAGGAUAUGGGGAUCAGCAUUUGAGUGGUUGGGCGACGUUGCCCAGGGCGGCACAGAGGACGAUGGGGAAAUUGGAGAAAAUGUGGGUCUCGGUGAUCGGCUCUAUAGAGACGAUUCGCCAUUGUAUAAGAAACAUG
This is a messenger RNA of Acaulospora colombiana, 460 nucleotides long. Lineage: Eukaryota; Fungi; Glomeromycota; Glomeromycetes; Diversisporales; Acaulosporaceae. The record is from the annotation of a GenBank genome assembly.